Messenger RNA from Astyanax mexicanus (Mexican tetra), 1018 nucleotides. It is a transcript of the gene sod2, whose product is annotated as superoxide dismutase 2, mitochondrial. Gene Ontology annotation, cellular component: mitochondrion. The transcript is spliced from 5 exons. Gene Ontology annotation, molecular function: superoxide dismutase activity; metal ion binding. The record is from RefSeq and is a predicted model, not a curated record. Bases 117 to 791 code for a protein of 224 amino acids. NCBI's taxonomy places the organism in Eukaryota, Metazoa, Chordata, Actinopteri, Characiformes, Acestrorhamphidae. Gene Ontology annotation, biological process: superoxide metabolic process.
CCUACUGGAGUUCAAGUUGAAAUUUCAAGGGCAGGUUAGAAUGGAGUGAGUGAGAGGGGGAGUCGCAGCUGCUCAGAGCUCACUGUCAGAGACACCGCUGUAGAGAGAAUAAGAACAUGUUUGGCAGAGUUGGACAUGUUCGCAGGUGCACAGCCACCUUAAACCCUUUGUUGGGUGCCUUGGCCUCAAGACUAAAGCACACACUUCCAGACCUCCCUUAUGAUUAUGGGGCACUUGAGCCCCACGUCUGUGCUGAGAUCAUGCAACUUCACCACAGCAAGCACCAUGCAACAUACGUCAACAAUCUCAACGUUACUGAAGAGAAAUACCAAGAGGCCCUGGCCAAAGGUGAUGUGACAACACAAGUGGCACUUCAGUCAGCUCUGCGGUUUAAUGGUGGUGGUCACAUCAACCACACCAUUUUUUGGACAAACCUGUCCCCAAAUGGAGGAGGAGAGCCACAGGGUGAGCUUAUGGAGGCCAUUAAGCGUGACUUUGGCUCAUUCCAGAAGUUUAAGGAGAGGAUGUCUGCUGCUACUGUGGCAGUUCAGGGGUCAGGAUGGGGGUGGCUGGGCUUUGAUAAGGAGAACAGCAGACUGCGAAUUGCUGCCUGUGCCAACCAAGAUCCACUACAGGGAACCACUGGUCUUGUUCCAUUGCUUGGCAUUGAUGUUUGGGAACAUGCAUAUUACCUUCAGUACAAGAAUGUUAGGCCGGACUACGUUAAGGCCAUGUGGAACAUUGUGAACUGGGAGAAUGUUAAUGAACGCUUUCAAGCUGCAAAGAAGUAGAUGAUACACCUGUGAUUAAGAGUUCUCCUAACAUUUUUCUUACAGAACGCACAAAUAGCCCGACACAUUGUUGCAAUCAGAUCCUGUAAUGACUAGUACAGAACCAUGAGGAAUCGUUUUUGGCAAGAUCAAAAAAGGUUGUUUGUCAGAAAUAGUUGCCAUGGAGUAACUAAGAUGGUGUAAGUUUGUAUUGUCAGAGUAUGUAAUUAAAACAUUAUUUGAACUAA